Molecule: messenger RNA, 2068 nt
Organism: Triplophysa dalaica
Lineage: Eukaryota; Metazoa; Chordata; Actinopteri; Cypriniformes; Nemacheilidae
Gene: gpat3
Product: glycerol-3-phosphate acyltransferase 3
Exons: 13
Coding region: 186-1535 (449 amino acids)
Biological process (GO): triglyceride biosynthetic process
Cellular component (GO): endoplasmic reticulum
Molecular function (GO): glycerol-3-phosphate O-acyltransferase activity
Source: RefSeq, a predicted model, not a curated record
AUAACCAUAUGUGGACGAACUUUGUCACCAGGCACACAAAGUUUUUCGGACAAAAUUUGCGGAUAAAGUACACAUUGUAACAUCAGCUUCAAGCGAUUGGAAUCCAGAAACGAAUGUUGUUCAAGUGUUGUACAGAUGGCCCGAGCCCAGAGACUAGUCCCAUAGACUGACAGAGGUGCACAGACAUGGAGGGUGCUUGGGAUAUUGCAUCUGUGCUCUUCCAGGUGUGGCUGUCCAUUGUGGUGGGUCUCAUCAUGUUACCUGCAAUGUUUGGUGUGUCCCUGGGGUUCACAGAUCUUUACAUCAAGGUGCUGGUUAAAACGCUGGAGUGGGCCACUCGCAGAAUCCAAAGAGGGCAGAACGAACAGCCUACAUUGCCAUCACAGUCAGCCAAUGGGAUCAUCGAGAAGAAUGAUGGCUCUAUGGAGGAGGAGAUCGGGGAGCUGCGCCGGUCCCAUCCCAAAUCUCUGGCAGGGGUGGAUUUUACACUGUGUGAUGUCUUCUAUUUCUGGAAGAAAGGCAUCGAGAACAUAGUUGAGGAUCAGGUGACUCAGCGCUUCACUUCGGAGGAACUGGUUUCCUGGAACCUUCUCACGCGAACCAACAACAACUUCUGCUACAUCAGCGUGCGGGUGACCAUCAUGUGGGGCCUGGGAGUUUUUAUACGCUACUGUAUCUUGCUGCCUCUCAGGAUCACUUUGGCUGCUAUCGGAUUGAGCUGGUUGGUGAUAGGAACGACACUUGUUGGAUUCCUUCCUAACAGCAAUGUGAAGAACAGUCUUAGUGAUCUGGUUCAUAUUACGUGCUACAGAAUAUGUGCCAGAGGCCUGUCAGCCACUAUCCGCUAUCACAAUAAAGAGAAUCGGCCCCAAAAAGGAGGUAUCUGUGUUGCCAACCACACCUCCCCCAUUGACAUAGUAAUUUUGGCAAACGAUGGAUGUUAUGCUAUGGUGGGACAGGUUCAUGGAGGGCUGAUGGGGGUCAUCCAGAGGUCAAUGGUGCGAUCUUGUCCCCACGUGUGGUUUGAGAGAUCAGAGAUGAAAGAUCGCAACACGGUUGCAAAUAGGUUAAAAGACCAUAUUGCUGAUAAGACUAAGUUGCCAAUACUAAUCUUCCCAGAGGGAACUUGCAUCAAUAAUACAUCAGUAAUGAUGUUUAAGAAGGGAAGUUUUGAAAUUGGUGGAACAAUAUACCCAGUAGCAAUCAAGUACGACCCUCAGUUUGGAGAUGCCUUCUGGAACAGUGCCAAGUACAACAUGGUGAGCUACAUCCUUCGAAUGAUGACAAGCUGGGCCAUCGUAUGCAACGUGUGGUAUCUCCCUCCUAUGAAUCAACAGAAUGGGGAGGAUGCUGUUCAAUUUGCAAACAGGGUCAAAUCGGCCAUAGCGAAUCAGGGAGGACUGGUUGAUCUGUCCUGGGACGGAGGACUGAAGAGAGCAAAGGUAAAAGAGUCAUAUAAGGAGGAACAGCAGAAGAUGUACAGCAGUAUGAUUGUGGGCACAGACUGUCACGAGAACUCUGUGGGUCCCACAUAAACACCAACUCUUAGUAUUCAUGAACUUCAUUUGAAAGUGGGAAAAACGUCCGUCCUUCACCUUUAACCAGUAAGGUUCUAUUGGUGUUUGAUACAGUGAUGUUUUAUUGUAAACUGGAAAAUGUGUUUUAUUAUGAUCCACGGGUGCAUGUUUUUUCUUCUGUGUUUGUGUAUUUUGAUCGUCUUAAAUCUGUAAUUGCAGCAUGAAAGCACAUGAUCAUUGUGCUGAUGCAGAGUUACAGCAUUCACUCAUUUGAAACAUUUCAUUUGUUCCUAAAUGUUUGGUGGAAAUGAAAGGCAUUGCAUGUUAUAACGGUCACUUUUUUGCACGCUUAGAUUAUAUUCCUGUUACAUGAUUUCUUAAAGACUACAUAGAGGAAUGUUUUUAAAAUGUGAGCUGUAAUGUAUUAAGGACCUUAUGUGGACUGCUCUCUUGUGAACACUAGAGGUCACUCUUACCAAACCAAUGGAAAGUUGAGCCAGGUCAAAUAACUCAAAUCACUAAUAUCUUUCUCAAUAAAAGAUUUCAAUUCA